CUCACAUCUGCUCCCUCCCCAGACAGCAAGUGAAGAAUCAGGUUGUAGAAAUUGUAUUGGGUUUAGGGUUGGAGCAGGGUGUUUUCAGAAAAAAAAGAAUAGGAGAGGGGGAGGGUUAAAUCGCGAAUUUCUCUGCUUGCUUGAGACCACAGCAGUCGCAAGUCGCAAGUCGCAAGUCCCAACUCAGGUCAGGUGAGGGGUAGGUGAAGUGGGAAGGCGCGCGGAGGGGAGGGGAGGAGAGGAGGAUGGCUGCAGCCGCGGGGAGGAAGGUGGCGGUCGCCGCCGUGCAGUUCGCCUGCACCGACGUCGAGGCGGAGAACGUCGCCACCGCCGAGAGGUUGAUUAGAGAAGCACACAAGAAAGGUGCAAAGAUUGUACUCGUUCAGGAAUUGUUUGAGGGGCACUAUUUCUGCCAAGCUCAAAGACUGGAUUUCUUUCGGCGCGCUAAGCCUUACAAAGGCAAUCCAACUAUUAUAAGGAUGCAACAGCUUGCAAAGGAGCUGGAAGUUGUCAUACCUGUCAGUUUUUUCGAAGAAGCAAACAAUGCACAUUAUAAUUCGGUGGCUAUUAUCGAUGCUGAUGGCGCUGAUCUUGGACUCUAUCGCAAAUCACACAUUCCAGAUGGACCAGGAUAUCAAGAGAAGUUUUAUUUCAACCCCGGUGACACUGGCUUUAAGGCUUUCAAAACCAAGUAUGCCACCAUUGGUGUUGGAAUCUGCUGGGAUCAGUGGUUUCCAGAGUGUGCAAGAGCAAUGGCACUUCUGGGGGCUGAAAUACUGUUUUAUCCCACUGCAAUUGGAUCCGAACCCCAGGAUUGUAACCUGGAUUCCCGUGAACAUUGGAAGCGGGUUAUGCAAGGCCAUGCUGGUGCCAACUUGGUCCCUCUUGUUGCUUCCAACCGGAUUGGCAGAGAAACUGUUGACACUGAGCAUGGCAAGAGCUCGAUAACCUUCUAUGGGAAUUCCUUCAUUGCAGGACCAACCGGAGAAAUAGUGAAGCUUGCUAACGACAAAGACGAGGAAGUGCUGGUGGCAGAGUUUGACUUGGAUGAGAUCAAGUCGAUUAGGCAUGGUUGGGGGAUAUUCAGGGACCGGCGCCCUGAACUAUACAAAGUGCUACUGACGUUGGAUGGCGAGAAACAAUCAUAAACCCCGGUCUCACGCUUAAUAGUGGUAAGGCACAGGCAGGCUCCAGCUCCACAUCAAUGUUAGAUUUUUUUUUUCUCCUUUUUUACCCUGUCCAACGAUGCCAUGCCUGCAUUUGUACAAGCCAUCUGCGCGUGUUCACCAUUUCACAUUCAGCAAAAUAAAUAAUUUUCGUGCAAUGUCAUUCUAUGUCGGGGGAGAAUUUAGAGCUCCAGUU
Zea mays is the source of this 1362-nucleotide messenger RNA. RefSeq lists its product as uncharacterized. Bases 246 to 1148 code for a protein of 300 amino acids. Gene Ontology annotation, molecular function: N-carbamoylputrescine amidase activity. The record is from RefSeq and is marked validated. NCBI's taxonomy places the organism in Eukaryota, Viridiplantae, Streptophyta, Magnoliopsida, Poales, Poaceae. The transcript has 9 exons.